Molecule: messenger RNA, 1246 nt
Organism: Cucumis sativus (cucumber)
Lineage: Eukaryota; Viridiplantae; Streptophyta; Magnoliopsida; Cucurbitales; Cucurbitaceae
Product: F-box protein At1g55000
Exons: 2
Coding region: 24-833 (269 amino acids)
Molecular function (GO): protein binding
Source: RefSeq, a predicted model, not a curated record
AUUUCAUUCUCUCUCUCUCUAAAAUGGGAUGCUGUUGCGAUCAAGACGACGACGUUGAGAUCCUCAGACACCUCAAUCCCUCCCCGGCCCUUCACUCUCCACCGCCGCAACCUCCACCCGCGGAUCAUUCCGCUGCCAUAUUGUCUCCCAUGAACUCUCACUUUUUCGCCCUCUCCUGCCGCGAUAUCCUCCGCCUCAUCUUCGAGAACCUUUCCAUCCCCGACUUGGCUCGUUCCAGCUGCGUUUGCCGUCUAUGGCACUCCGUUGCUUCCGAUCAGGAAAUUGUCUCCGGAGCUUUCAAAGCGCCGUGGAAGGUGAAGGAUGUGGUCGGGAAGCCGAGCUCCUGGAGCUUCUGGAGAGAUAAUUGCCUUGGGAAGUUUGCAAUUUCUCAUCGAAUUCUCCGCGGCGAUAGCUUGGCUAGUCUAGCCGUUAAGUAUUCUGUUCAGGUUACAGACAUAAAACGUCUGAACAACAUGAUGAGUGACCAUGGCAUAUACUCAAGAGAAAGAUUGUUAAUCCCCAUUGGCAAUCCCAAUAUGCUCAUUAACAGUAUAUGUUACAUUGAGAUGGAUGCUAUUGCAAAACGAGAAGUUGCAGUGUUAUAUUUGGACGGAAUCCCCAUGACCCAACAUUUGUAUGGUAAGGUGACAUCCGAACAAGGUAUGUCUUCUGUUCAAGUGAACAAGCGGGUACUUCAUUCAUUGAGUCGAAGCAUGAUGGUUGACGACGAAACCGCUCAAUAUUACUUAUCCAUUUCCAAUGGCAAUCCUCGAGCUGCUCUUACAGAAUUUGCCGAGGACAUCAGGUGGGAGAGGCAUAUGAGCAUUGCCUAAUUCUCACAAAGGCAGAUUGUUGCUUCGGGUAAAGAUAGUGUGUAAAUUAUUCAGAUGCUUUCUACUGGAAUCUGUUGUUAUUCCUCUCCAUAUCCACAAAGAAUGAUUAGAUCAAGAAUCCGUAUCCAACACCAAUUCACUCCUUGGCUCAUUGGCUGAUCGGUAUGUACAUCUACAUCUACAUUCUUACUGUCAUUUGAAUGAGGCAUUUUGCCUCGUUUCAUUAUUGUGUAUAUAUAUAUAUGAUAUGAUGUAUUCUCAUAUUUACUUGAAGAUGAUGAUGCUCUAUUGUGUUUAGCUGUAAAUCUAAUGUUCUUGGAAGUUAAAAACAUGUCUAUUUAAGCAAAAAACAUUGUAAACAAACUUCUUUUCCCCUAGAAUUUAAUGUCCAUAAAGAUUGAAUUAGAGGUGUA